AUGGGCCGGCAUAACAGACGUCGCACUCGUCCUCGUUCCCGCAAUCGAUCUAUAACUUUACAAUCCUCGGCAUCCUUUCAGACACCCCAGAACACCUUCUGUGAGCCGGUGUCUCUCGACAACUCUCCAGCCACCUCAUGUGGCUCUCCAGCUGUAGCUCCCGCCCCAAUAUGGCACUUUGGAUAUACAGCAUGGCAGACCCGUGAACGCCCAAUGGGACUGGAAGCAGGCCAAGACGAACAAUGUCGUCUGUUUGGCGGAGAACCGGGUGACGACAUGAGUCUCUGUGAUCGUAUGCUCGAGUUCUUCGGCGGACUGGACUAUAUCAAUUCCACCAGUAGCCAUGCCCUUGGAGAUUGA
Penicillium nucicola is the source of this 360-nucleotide messenger RNA. RefSeq lists its product as uncharacterized. Bases 1 to 360 code for a protein of 119 amino acids. The record is from RefSeq and is a predicted model, not a curated record. Lineage: Eukaryota; Fungi; Ascomycota; Eurotiomycetes; Eurotiales; Aspergillaceae. The transcript is spliced from 2 exons.